Molecule: messenger RNA, 2678 nt
Organism: Rana temporaria (common frog)
Lineage: Eukaryota; Metazoa; Chordata; Amphibia; Anura; Ranidae
Gene: SCARA5
Product: scavenger receptor class A member 5
Exons: 9
Coding region: 278-1759 (493 amino acids)
Biological process (GO): iron ion transmembrane transport
Cellular component (GO): plasma membrane
Molecular function (GO): ferritin receptor activity
Source: RefSeq, a predicted model, not a curated record
UUUUUUUUUUUUUUCUAUCCUCCCAAAACAAGGUGACUGCAAAACUCCACUUCUCAAAACAUGUGAGUGGAGAAGAGGCAUGCAGACAGGACAAGAGAAGCUUGGCUGAACUUAUCUCACAUACACGUUGGGUUUCUGAAGCAGAGAUUGGGAGAAGUCCUUCCACAUGUGGCAGGAGGAACACUUGUGAUCUGCACUCAUUGGAGUUGAACCGUCAGCGCGAGGAGCGCCGGAACUUCUGGGAGAGCACCUGGUAGGACAGACUCAGCCAAUCACAAUGGACAAUAAAGGCAUGUAUCUCCAUACAUUUGACGAGAAAGAGAAUGGAUCCGUGUUCGAAGAGACCUUUGAUGGGAAAAACCUCUCCAAGAUGAACCUGUGUGAUGGAUGUCCUACGAAGGGCAGAAAACCAUCUCGCCGCUGCGGACAACUGGGCUCCAUAGCUGCCCUGAAGUACGCCGUUGUCGGCUUGUAUCUACUAGUCUUUCUCAUCCUUGUUGGAGUCUUCAUUUUGGCAGUUUCAAGACCGCAGAGUUCCCCGGAAGACUUGAAAGUACUAAUGAGCAACGUCAAUCGUCUAAACGAGAGCUUCCGAGACCUUCAGUUUAAACUAAUGCAACUGACAUUCAGAGGAGAUUUCAUGGAUCAUAUCUGGAAACUUCAGGAUCUUUUCCAGAAUCAUUCAGACUCUUUAUUUCAGCUGACAGAAUCCUUACAGAAGCUGGAACAUAACAUCAACGACGUCCAGAACAUGGCCAGCCAAACAGACACGUUUGCCUCCAAUCUCGGCGCCAACCUCAACCAGAUAAGCGAGGCGCACAAUUUAGAAAUGUACAAGUUGUCGACGGAAGUCAACGGUAGCCGAUACGUCUGGAACCACCAUGACGCCAUGUUGAAGGGGCUGUCGACCAAAGUUGAAGGACUUAGUGAGCAAAUCAGUGAUAUGCUUGGAACAUUUAAUGGCCUCAAUGGAACUUUCUCCUAUGACAUAGGAAUCCACCAUACCAGGAUACAAGAGCUUCAGAGUCUUAUAAGCAAUGUUACAGAAGACACCAGGCACAUGAGACUCCUACAUAUUGUCAUGGAGCAACAACUCAAACAUGAAAUGGCUCUCAUAAAUAACGUAACAGAAGAUCUACGCCUUAAAGACUGGGAGCACUCAAUAGCCUUGAAAAAUAUCUCCGUAAUCCAAGGUCCUCCUGGUCCAAAAGGAGAACAAGGUCAUGAAGGAAUGGAGGGUGUUCCCGGCGUUUCUGGAAUGCCUGGAUUAAGAGGUCUUCCAGGUGAAAGAGGUCUCCCGGGGCUUCCUGGACAAAAAGGUGACCAGGGUUACAUAGGACACCCAGGGCCCAUGGGACUUCGAGGACUUAAAGGUGACCGAGGACUAAAAGGAGAGAAAGGUGACAAAGGGGACAGAGGAGAAUUAGGAUCAGCAGAAGAAGGUGUGGUACGGCUUGUGAACGGCUCCGGUUCUCAUGAAGGCCGGGUGGAAGUGUAUCAUGAAAAGCGUUGGGGAACAGUCUGUGAUGACGGCUGGGAUAAGAAGGACGGGGAUGUGGUUUGCCGAAUGUUGGGGUACAAAGGAGCAGAAGAGGUCUAUAGGACGGCCAGGUUUGGACAAGGUGUGGGGCGUAUCUGGAUGGACGAUGUCGCUUGCAAGGGCACGGAGGAAUCAAUCCUGCAAUGCUUGUUCUCCAGCUGGGGCAAAACCAACUGCGGCCACGCUGAAGACGCCGGGGUGACGUGCAUCAAGCAGUGAGCCUAACGCACUGGGAGCCUGUCUCUGAAGACAUUUAAUCCAGGUGGCACACGGGACAAUAAAGGAGAACUCUGGCUAUGAUUAAUAUGACCAGUAAAGAUAUAUUGCGUCACCUUAUGUGCACUUAAAAAACGUGAGCUGCAGAUGUCCCUGUACUUGCAGAAUAGAUAUCAAAGCCUUUAUGGACGUGUGUCAGAAGGUAUUUUAAGGAAGAAAGGUGUCACAGGUAGGCUUUACUGCCCGCUAAAGCCCAACACACAUAUGGAGCAGAACUUUCAUUGCUCGUCUGCAAACAACUGACCCGGGUAAAUAAGUAUUCACAAAGCAUUUUUACUGGAUUUUGCGCUUUAUAUGGAGUUUUCCUUUUAAGAUGGCAAGUUGUGAUGGGACAGUUCACAGAGCAUCCUGGAGAUGAGAUGAUUGGAUGAGAUUUUGCUUGUUCGCCAUUGUCGCCAGAAGGAGGAAAUAUCAAUGUGCCAAGCUUCUACUUCCAUGUAUUGCAGGUGUUUACUCUGAUGCCAAAGAAAAACACUCAAGAGCCAUGUUAUAUUGACAAAUGCAUUUAAAAAGAAAAAAAAAAUAAUCAGCACAGAUAUAGUUUACAGGCAAGACCGCACACUAGUCUAUAUGAUAAAAGUUUAUUUUACUUUAUACUGUGCUUCUUUUUUUUCUACUUUUAUAUACAUUAGAUAUGGGAGAGCCACAGAGUGCUAGAUGCUCCAUAAGCUUUUUCCAAAGAGCCUUGCUGUAGAACAGAAGGGCUGCCGACGGCUGUCAGCCAAUGAAGAGCAGCUAUAUAAUGCGCAGUACUACAGCUUGAAGAGUGGAUGCUGUUGAGCCCCACAGAGGAUUCAGCAACUGAUUUUGUGAUGACUUGCUGUAAAAUAAAGUGUGAAGUAAAGGAUUUUUUUUUAAAUGA